GUUCUGACAAGCAUAGGGGGCUCUGCAAGGAAGUUAUCUGAAAACCAUCAUACCUUCUCUUUCUCUCUCUAGGUCCAUAGAUUGAUAGAGACAAACGGAGGGAGGAGUGAAUAGUCUCUGUUCACCCAUUAAAGGCUUUGCGUGUUUGGGAACACACACUCUCUCUCUCUCUCUUCACCAUUACCAACCCAAUUUAGAGAGAGAAACGGGAAUUCUCCUCCAAAUUUAAGGAAGGGACUUCUGAUACCCACUUUCUCUCUCUACUUAAUCUGCGAUCAAUCAGAAUUCCACAUAAUCUAAUCUCUCUUCCUCUAUAGUUUGCAAACCCAAAACAAGGAAAAAAAAACAAGAAAAAAGAGUUGUUUCAUGAACAGUAUCUACAUAAGCUCCUGCUACUACUCUCUGCUGCCAGAUCAUGUCCCGUCACAGAAACUGCAUUCCAUCAUCUCUUUCCUCCUCAUAUAUCACUCUCCCUCUAUGUACCAACCCAUUCCGCCUUCUCUCUCGCUCUCCAACCCCCCACCACCGCCACCGCCACCACCACCACCACUCUGGCUCAAGCUCGUGGAGAAUCCGUGCGAUUACGCUACUGUGAAAUGCUUGGCUCUUUGGACUCCUCCUCCCAUGAAGACGAAGACCCCUCCGACCACCACCUCCGCAUCGGCUUCCCAAGCCAUGGCGGCUCGCCACCGGCCCAACAGCUACGGCAGCUGCUCAUGACAUGCGCCGAGCACAUUUCUCGCUCCGAUUUGCAGUCGGCAGCUCGCAUUCUCUCUCUCCUUUCUUCAAAUUCUUCUCCUUAUGGCGAUUCCACCGACCGCCUCGUCUCCCAAUUUGUAGCUGCCUUAUCCCUCCACCUCCGCCUCCCCUUACCGCAACAGCAGCAACAAAGUCCACGACAUAUACCUCCCUCUCUGGUAACCCCGCAAACCGUUGAGUCCUCCUUUCUCUCUCUAAACCAAAUCACCCCAUUUAUAAGGUUCAGCCACUUGACAGCGAACCAGGCCAUCCUCGAUGCCUUGGACGGUCACAAUUCGGUGCACAUAGUCGACCUGAACACGAUGCAAGGCGUUCAGUGGCCGCCUUUCAUGCAGGCGAUGGCCGAGCGCUUUCCACACCACGGGGCCACCAUCCGAAUCACCGGCACCGGCCCCGACCUCUCGAACCUCCACCGCACUGGCGCGCGUCUCAGCCGCUUCGCCCAAACCCUUGGCCUCGACUUCCACUUUCACCCCUUCCUCUCCAACUCCUUGUCUGACCUCCUCCUCUUGCCCCAAGCCAUAGCAUCGGUUGCUCAGCCUAACGAGGCCUUGGCGGUAAACUGUGUGCACCACCUCCAUGUGCACCUUGGCCACGACCUCCCCUCCCUAUUGAGAGCAUUGAAGGGCCUAAACCCGAGGGUCCUGACAUUGUCGGAGCGUGAAGCCGGACACAACCAUCCGAGCUUCACCGAAAGGUUCUCGGAGGCCUUGAGCCACUAUUCAGCUCUGUUUGAGUCCUUGGAGGCGACGGUGCCUCCGAGCAGUAGAGAGAGGAUGGCUGUAGAGCAAGUGUGGUUCGGGAGAGAGAUCACCAGGGUGCUGGCUAACGAGGAAGAGAUCGGGAGGAGGGAGAGGGAGAGGGAGAGGCACGAGAGGUUCGAGAGGUGGGCGGAGAUGAUGCGGGUGUGUGGCUUCGAGGGGGUGGUGCUCAGUGAUUUUGCGGUUUCGCAAGCAAGGCUGCUGUUGAGGCUGCACUAUCCCUCUGAGGGUUACAAUUUACAUCUGCACCAUGAUGCUUGCUUCUUAGGGUGGCAGAACCACCCACUCUUCUCAGUCUCUUCUUGGCACUGACACUCAUUUACCUUCUUUUAUUCUCAAUAGGAAAAGAUGAAUGGAUUCACCCCCCCCCCCCCACAACUUGAAGCUUGCAAUAAUAACAAGCACUUUCCAAUGGACUUAUGGGGACCAUCUUUCUAUCUCACUUGGAAUUUUGGUAUCCUUGAUUUACCACUAGCUUAAACCCUAAUUUACCUCUAAGACUUGACUGUGUUGAAUCCAGCUCUCUCUAAAACCUCAAGAAUGAUCAUAAACCCUCUAAACCCUAAUUUGGCUUGGCAUGGCAUGGCAUGGCAUGAGGAAAUGGGCUUACGUUGCAUGCAAGUCUCGUGAAUUGGUUGAGGUGAGAGGUAUUGGGUUGAGCAUGGAUUCGAAGUUGCACCACUAUGGAUAUGGAUCUUUGCUCACUCAAUUGCUAUUUUAUUUUCUUUCUCUCCCUCCCUACAUCUAUCUUAGUUUAUGAUAUUUAUGCUGAACUCCAUUUCAUGGAGGAACAUG
Messenger RNA from Amborella trichopoda, 2315 nucleotides. RefSeq names its product scarecrow-like protein 18. The record is from RefSeq and is a predicted model, not a curated record. NCBI's taxonomy places the organism in Eukaryota, Viridiplantae, Streptophyta, Magnoliopsida, Amborellales, Amborellaceae.